Messenger RNA from Symbiodinium sp. CCMP2456, 1314 nucleotides. The record is from the annotation of a GenBank genome assembly. Lineage: Eukaryota; Dinophyceae; Suessiales; Symbiodiniaceae.
GACUCUACAGCCUUGUCCCUGGCGUACGCCUCCGUUGGUGACGAUGGCUGCACUGCCAUCGCGCGCUACAUGCGGGAGAAUGUCAUGCUACGGACCUUAGACCUCCGAGGAAACAACAUCAGAGCCGAUGGUCUUGUGGUCUUGGCGCAUGGGCUUCGUACAGGCGGUGGCAACAUGACGAGUGUGUGCUUCAAGUGGAACCAGAUUGGCAGUCACCCACGGGGCAUUCAGGCAUUCUGCGACGUGCUGAAGGAAAAUCAGUCCAUCACGCACGUCGAUUUGCGGAAUAACAAGAUCGGCACAGAUUGUGGACCAUUCCUCGGCGACAUGCUCCGGGAAAACUGCACCUUGACGCACCUGGACCUUAGUUGGAACGACCUCGGGAUAGAGGGCGGAAAGGCCCUCUUGGACGGCCUCCAGGCAGGUAAGGCGGAGAUGAAGCAGCAGCAGCAGAAGAGCAUGAAUAGAAUACCAGAAGUCUUCAGCCGCGAGCACUUUCCGGCAGGAGCGUGCGAUGUCACCUUCGCAGGAUCCGGGCUCGCCCAUGGGUUCGCCCAUGUCCCCGAUGUCGGCGCACGCUCCCACAACGCCGGCCUCGCCAGGCUUCGGCAGCACCACGCCGGCCUCACCUGGCUUUGGCACGACCGCACCUUCGAUGAAGAUGGCAGCACACUGGUGGCCAUGGGCCGGUCGCUCAACAUGACCAUCGCCUCGGAGGGCGGAAUGGGGCCGACGAGCCCCAAGGAGGGUCCGCCGACCACGAGCCUUCCGCCUCUGACUCCGGCCAAGGUUCAGCCUCCAGUGCAUGACGAGGAGCCUGCAUUGGCAGCGGCCAAAGUGGCCGAGUACAUUGAUCUUCUUCAGCUUGACGUGGCGCGGAACAAGAAGUAUAGGAUGGAUGCAGAGGACUGGGAAAUGGUGCCAGUUGUCGCUGGAGUGAUAGGCUUCGACGGCUCCUUUCCUUCCCGACACGAAACUUUCAUGCUGAUGCAUCCGCUGAUGCUGAAGUCUGCACAGUUCCUUUUUGGGGGCAUUGGCGAUGGCAAGCCGGACAUGCUGCGGAUACGCCCAACACGGUGGGGACACCUGCAUGCUAGACGCAGCCGUGGGUUGCUUGUCCAGGAGCGCGAGCGUGUCGUGACCAAAGGCUUCAUGGAAAGGGAGAUGCGCUAUGCGCAGGAGAUGCGAGAGCUGGAGAACCUUCUGGCGAGGGCGAAAGCUGAGAAGGCGAGCAGGGCCUACAGUUGUGGGGUCAUGGUGGUGGUGGUGGUCUUUUUCGUUGCUCAUCAGGGCUGCUCGUGGGACAAGGCAUGA